AAAAAAGUCAGAAGAGUUGAAAGCGGAGAGCAGGGCACAAAGAGAGAGGGAGAGAGAGAGAGAGAGAGAGAGAGAGAGAGGAGCGGAGUAUCCGAUCGGACUUUUUCUCUUUGAAAAGUUCCUCUCGCUGAACAGCUACUUGCAGAACUGAUGAUCUUUACCGAACCGAUCCGCAGAAAGUCAAUCGGGAUAAAGUUCUGGUCUUAAACUUGGGAAGAUGACUCUCCGCGGGACCUGGUUCGUUCCGCUCCUGCUGCCUCUGCUGAUCGCAGCCCAGUAUCACGGGGACAACGGGAUAGUGGUCCCGGAGCACGGCUUCUGUCAGCCGAUCACCAUCCCCCUGUGCACGGACAUCGCCUACAACCAGACCAUCAUGCCCAACCUGGUGGGCCACUACAACCAGGAGGACGCGGGACUCGAGGUGCACCAGUUCUACCCCCUGGUGAAGGUGCAGUGCUCGCCGGAGUUGAAGUUCUUCCUGUGCUCCAUGUACGCGCCCGUGUGCACGGUGCUGGAGAAGGCCAUCCCCCCGUGCAGGUCCAUCUGCGAGCGGGCCAAGCAGGGCUGCGAGGCCCUCAUGAACAAGUUCGGCUUCCAGUGGCCGGACCGGCUGCGCUGCGAGAACUUCCCCGUGCUGGGGGACGGACACAUCUGCGUGGGCCAGAACGACUCGUCCUCGGCCGCCGCCACCGUCCCGCCCGUCCUGCCCGCGCCGGGCACCCCGGACAUGUCGCUGGUCCACCCGCACGACAGGCCUUUCCGCUGCCCGACUGUGCUCCGGGUGCCCCCGUAUCUGAACUACAAGUUCUUCGAGGUGAACGACUGCGCGGCCCCCUGUGAGCCGUCGAGGAGCAGCGGACACAUGUUCUUCAGCGACAAGGAGAUUCAGUUCUCCCGCAUAUGGAUCCUGGUCUGGUCCGUGCUCUGCUGCGCGUCCACCUUGUUCACGGUCACCACCUAUUUGGUGGACAUGCAGCGCUUCAGGUACCCCGAGCGACCCAUCAUCUUCCUGUCCGGCUGCUACACCAUGGUGUCCAUCGCCUACAUAGCCGGCUUCUUCCUGGGGGACAAGGUGGUGUGCAAUGAGGGCUUCUUCCCUGACAGCUACAAGACGGUCGUCCAGGGCACCAAGAAGGAAGGCUGCACCAUCCUCUUCAUGAUGCUCUACUUCUUCAGCAUGGCCAGUUCCAUCUGGUGGGUCAUCCUGUCCCUCACCUGGUUCCUGGCGGCGGGCAUGAAGUGGGGCCACGAGGCCAUCGAGGCCAACUCCCAGUACUUCCACCUGGCAGCCUGGGCGGUGCCGGCCGUCAAGACCAUCAGCAUCUUGGCCAUCGGGCAGAUCGAGGGCGACAUGCUCAGCGGCGUGUGCUUCGUCAGCCUCAGCAGCCUGGACCCCCUGCGCGGCUUCGUGUUGGCCCCCCUCUUCAUCUACCUCUUCAUCGGCACCUCCUUCCUGCUCGCCGGCUUCGUGUCGCUGUUCCGAAUCCGCACCAUCAUGAAGCACGACGGCACCAAGACGGAGAAGCUGGAGCGGCUGAUGGUGCGGAUCGGGGUGUUCAGCGUGCUCUACACCGUGCCGGCCACCAUCGUCAUCGCCUGCUUCUUCUACGAGCAGGCCUUCCGCGCGCACUGGGAGCGCAGCUGGAUCAGCCACAACUGCAGGGGCCUGGCCAUCCCCUGCCCCGCGCACGGCGGGCCCCGCAUGACCCCGGACUUCACCGUCUACAUGAUCAAGUACCUGAUGACGCUGAUCGUGGGCAUCACCUCCGGCUUCUGGAUCUGGUCUGGGAAGACUCUGCAGUCCUGGCACAAGUUCUACACGCGGCUGACGAACGGCAAACACGGAGAGACCACUGUGUAGAACACAUGCACGUCUGUACGGGGUUUUUUGGGGGGGGGGUUUUCCGGGGUCUCAUUUGUCUGUUACAGUAUGAUCCUGUUUCUCGUGUGAUAGGUAAGUAGCACACUUGAGUAGAACCUUUUACUGUAGUUCUCCCUGCAGCAUUUAUAUCCCCCUCAGCCACACGUGCACGUCGAACUGAGAGGUUAUGGUUUGACAAAAGGUACAAGCUGGAUAAACAAGGACUGGAACCUUAACUGUCUGAACAGAUAACAAGCGACGCUCUAUCUCUGCCUAUCUUCCCAAACUCCUCCAUAAAGUCAAGGCGAGUGAUGAUGAUGAUGAUCCACCACCAGCCGAGAACACAGAGAAGGAGGGGAAGUGAGCUGAGGAAGAAUGACAUGUCACCUGUAAUUAAAAUCCAAAAACUGUAAAUAGUAUUUGUAAAAAAAACUAAAAACACACAAAAUUAUAUAUUUGUAUUUAAAGUUAAGUAAAUACUUUCCCUCGUCUGCUGGUGUACCAUACUUUUACUCUUGCACUGUAAAUAAUGCCACAUACCAAAGAUCUGGACAUGCUCCUUCUUCUUUUUCUUUCUUUUUGUUAUUAAUCGCUGGUUAUAAAUCAUGUUUUGUUUUUUUAUGGAUUAAAAGAAUGUCUACAUUUCA
Molecule: messenger RNA, 2508 nt
Organism: Scophthalmus maximus (turbot)
Lineage: Eukaryota; Metazoa; Chordata; Actinopteri; Pleuronectiformes; Scophthalmidae
Gene: fzd2
Product: frizzled class receptor 2
Exons: 1
Coding region: 218-1861 (547 amino acids)
Biological process (GO): canonical Wnt signaling pathway; non-canonical Wnt signaling pathway
Cellular component (GO): plasma membrane
Molecular function (GO): Wnt-protein binding; Wnt receptor activity
Source: RefSeq, a predicted model, not a curated record